AUGAAGCUGUCCAUGCUCCUUUGUUUCGCGGGACUCAGUUCUGCUCUGCUUUCCCUCGAGUCUCCGAAAAGAUUUGUGCUUAAUCUGACUUGGGACACCAGGGCGCCCGAUGGAGUCGAGCGUAAGCAAGCUUUGAUCAAUGGCCAAUUCCCUGGCCCUCCGCUCCUGAUGGAUGAGGGCGACAAGGUUGAGGUGACUGUGAAUAAUUACCUACCUUACAACACCACAAUUCACUAUCACGGCCUUGAACAGCAAGGAACGUCGUGGUCAGAUGGGGUACCUGGAGUUUCGCAGCGGCUCAUUCCUCCUGGUGGAAAAUUUGUCUCUAAAUUCACUGUCACACAGUAUGGAACAUACUGGUACCACUCGCAUUCUGCUGGGCAAAUUAUGGAUGGGUUGUACGGGCCCAUCUAUAUCAGACCUCGGACAGCCGCCAAGGACAUGGCCAAUGCUAUGGCAAAUGAUACCCUGACACGGGCUCAAAUCUAUCAAGCGAUCAAAGAUCCUAAAUUGGUCAUGCUCUCCGAUUGGUUCCACAAUACCUCCGAAGAACUACGCGAAAUUGCUUUAGAUGCAGACAUCGACACAUUAUGUACCGAUUCUCUCCUGGUCAACGGCAGAGGAAGAGUGCGCUGCGUCGACCCUGGAUAUGCCAGCAGCCUGGUCCCCCCUGCCUUGUCUUCCCUGCUACAGGGUAAGAAUUACACCGCCAAAGGUAACACCUACGCCCAAACAACAUAUGCUCAGCACAAUUACAGUGCAGUUCCCUCUACGAUGUAUAACGAAUGCAAUGCCACAGACGCGGAGGAAGCAGUCAUCCAGGUUGAAAGCUGGAAGGGAUGGGCAAGUCUCAACUUUAUCGGCUCGGCGGGGAUCUCGGUUCCAACUGUCUCUAUCAACAAUCACUCCCUUUGGGUGUACGAAGUCGAUGGCCAAUACAUCCAGCCUAUCCGAGUCGACGCACUGGCACUCGGCAAUGGCGGUCGCUAUUCCGCCCUGGUAAAGCUGAACAAUACAGCAGGAGACUAUCCCAUUAUUGUCGCCAAUUCCGGAUUGAACCAGAAGAUUGCUGGCCGCGCGACUCUGUCAUAUGCCCACGGUGAUCCCACCAUCGAUUCCACGCCCUCUAUCAACUAUGGUGGUAACAGGCUUACUUCUGACGUUGUCGUCCUCGAUGAAAACACCAUCAAACCGUUAAUUCCAAACAAACCAAGCCAACAUGCGGAUGAGACCUAUCUGCUCAACAUUGGGCGUUAUGAAAAAGCAUGGAGAUGGUCCCUUAAUGGAGAUCAUGCUUACGACCUGGCUUUGGAGGCUGAGAGACCUAUGCUGUGGGAUCCCCAGUCGCAAGAGAACAGCAGUCUGGUUAUCGCUACCAAGAAUAACACCUGGGUGGACAUUAUCUUCAAGGUCUUUGGUAAUUCUACAACCCUUCAGCCAGGUCAUCCGCUCCACAAACACUCGAACCCGGUUUAUGUCCUCGGUUCCGGCACUGGCGAGUUCAAUUAUACUUCUGUCGCAGAGGCUGUCAACGAGAUCCCAGAAUCCUUCAAUCUGGUUGAUCCUCCCAUACCUUCACCAGUCCAGCAGCCUUCCAAGGACAGGCCUGGUUGGCGAUCCGCUAUCAUGGCAUUGCGAAACCCAGGAGCGUUCUUCAUGCACUGCCACAUCGACCCGCAUCUGACAGGCGGUAUGGCGCUUGCUAUGCUGGAUGGUGUGGAUACCUGGCCUACUGUUCCAGCUCAGUAUGGCCCCCAGGGCCACUGGGGCAAAGCAGCAUAG
Penicillium arizonense is the source of this 1782-nucleotide messenger RNA. RefSeq lists its product as uncharacterized. The coding region runs from base 1 to 1782 and encodes 593 amino acids. The record is from RefSeq and is a predicted model, not a curated record. Gene Ontology annotation, molecular function: copper ion binding; oxidoreductase activity. NCBI's taxonomy places the organism in Eukaryota, Fungi, Ascomycota, Eurotiomycetes, Eurotiales, Aspergillaceae. The transcript is spliced from 12 exons.